Molecule: messenger RNA, 1065 nt
Organism: Cylicocyclus nassatus
Lineage: Eukaryota; Metazoa; Nematoda; Chromadorea; Rhabditida; Strongylidae
Source: the annotation of a GenBank genome assembly
AUGGCUCGACUCUACAAGGGCGAAAGCAGCCGGGCAGGGCUCGGCUCUACAUGGGAGCGCUUCAUGUCUUCUGCAUUGAAGGUGGUUGCCUUGGUCGGGUCGCCGACCAGUUCCGCGACGUCGCGUACGUUGCUGCUGGUGCGGCACCUGCUGGAAUCGCUGCAGCAGCGGGUGCACGCCAACGUGAACCUGGUGGAGCUGGCGCCGAUCGCGCGUUCGCUGGGCCAGUCGCUGUCACGCGCCGAGGCGCAGCCGGAAGUGGAACAGGCACUGCAGGCCAUCGAGGGCGCCGAACUGCUGGUGGUCGCCGCGCCGGUGUAUCGCGGCUCGUAUCCAGGCUUGUUCAAGCACCUGGUGGACUUCAUCGAACUGGAGGCAUUGGUGGAUACGCCGGUGCUGCUGGCGGCGACCGGGGGCAGCGAGCGCCAUGCGCUGGUGAUCGAUCACCAGUUGCGGCCGUUGUUCAGCUUCCUGCAGGCGCACACGCUGCCGAUCGGGGUGUAUGCCACGCCGGCCGACUUCGACGCUGAGCGCAUCCACAGCGCUGCCUUGCAGGCCCGCAUUGCACUGGCGGCUGAGCGCGCAUCUGCGUGGCCGGAUCUGACCGCCGAUUGUCGCCUGGCAUCGCUGUUGCCGGCGCUGGCUUCUCUAGCAUCGAAAUCGAAUCGGCAUUGCAUUGCCGGCCCUGAUGAGGACGACUCCGUGAGUCUGCACGCAACCGACAAACCCAUCCUGUUCCUGCUCGACCGUGAGUUCGAGGACGGCCAGAUUCCCGGGCAGCGCUUCUUCUGCCGGCACAGCCUGCUGCUGGAAGGUGCGCUGUCGAGCAUCGACGGCCUGGACGCGCAAUUGGACGUGCGCCGCAUCGGCUUCGCGCGGCCGCGCCGCGAGGUGAUCGCCGAGAUCGGUGAACAGGACCAGUCACUGCCGAAGCUGGUAUUGCCGCAGGGCGUGCGCAGUGAGCUUGCCAGCGGCGCCCACCAGGAUCGCCAGUACAUCUCCGGUGCCGAGCCGAUCCUGGCUGCGCUGAACGGGUUGCUUGGCAUUCCCGUGGCCCACCCCUGA